AUGGAUCAAAUGCGCGUCACGACGGUGGACGUCGCGUGCGUCCCCGGCACCGAGGCCGCGUUCGCGGCGGCGUCGAUCGCGAACGCGCGUUCGAGCGUCGAGGAGGAGGACAACGCGCGCUUCGACGUGCUUCAAGACGUCGGCGACGACGCGAAGUUCGUGCUCGUGGAGAUCUACGAUUCCCCCGAGGGCGUCGCCGCGCACAAGGAGACGGCGCACUACGCGCGGUGGCGCGACGACGUCGCGGACGCGAUGGCGGUCCCGAGGCGCGCGGGGAAGUACGUCCCCGUGUAUCCGUGGCGCGGGCUCUGGGGGAGCGGCGCGGCGGCGAGGAGGAAGGCGAGCGCGCGGUCGACGCCGGAGGAGGCGUCGUUUCUAAAGCCGAGGAGAGACGAUGGCGCGAGCGACGAGAACGAAGAUGAGGUGCGUUCUAUCUCACACUGGUCCCCGUACGACCGCGUUCGCGUGGUGAACGCCGAUCCUUAA
Micromonas pusilla CCMP1545 is the source of this 486-nucleotide messenger RNA. RefSeq lists its product as uncharacterized. Gene Ontology annotation, molecular function: catalytic activity. Bases 1 to 486 code for a protein of 161 amino acids. Lineage: Eukaryota; Viridiplantae; Chlorophyta; Mamiellophyceae; Mamiellales; Mamiellaceae. The record is from RefSeq and is a predicted model, not a curated record. The transcript has 2 exons.